GUUCAAAGCGUAACGCUUUGGCAGGCAUUUUCCCUUCUGUAGCACAAGCCAUUUGGGACUGUCUGGUUGGUGAAUGCAUGCCUGUCCCCAAGGAGGAAGACUGGAGGGCCAUCGCUGCCGGGUUCCUGGAGAGGUGGAAUUUCCCCAACUGUCUUGGCUCCAUUGACGGGAAACAUGUAGUAAUCCAGGCUCCACCGUGCUCAGGUUCACAAUUCUACAACUACAAGGGUACAUAUUCAGUUGUACUCUUGGCUGUAGUAGAUGCCAUCUACUGUUUCCGUGUUGUCGAUGUUGGUGCUUACGGCAAGGGAAGAGACCCUCCGGGACUCUGCCUUCGGCCAGGCACUUCAGGAUGGCACCCUGGAGAUUCCACCACCUGCAUCACUCCCUGGAGCUGAAGACCUGGGACCUGUUCCCCACAUCUUCGUCGGCGACGAGGCCUUCACUUUAAGACCCAACCUCAUGAGGCCCUACGCUGGACGCCAGCUGCCAUUGUCAAAGCCUGUAAGGAUCUUUAACAAACAAUUGUCCAGGGCAAGGUUAGUUGUUGAAUGCGCCUUUGGGAUUAUGGCAGCCCGGUGGAGAAUGUAUUGGAGAGUGCUUGGUCUCAGCCCCUCAAAUGUCGAUGCCUGCGUGAAGGCCACAUGUGUUCUCUAUAACUACCUGCAGAGGUCAUUCCAGGAGCCGCUCCGGAUGGAGAUGGGCACGCCAAAUGGUCACCUACCUGAUGUCACCAGGGCAGGUGCCAACAACGCCCCCAGACAGGCACUCCAGUCGUCUGUCUGCGGUAAGAUCAUGGAGCUGCUUGGCCAGAACAAGAUUGACCAUCACCAGCGCCAGGUGGCCAUUCUCAGCCAAGACAGCUUCUACAGGGUCCUCACACCGGACCAGAAGGCCAAGGCACUGAAGGGACAGUUCAACUUCGACCACCCAGAUGCAUUUGACAAUGAGCUCAUCGUCAAAACGUUGUGGGACAUUUUGGAGGGCCAAACAGUGCAGAUCCCAGUGUAUGACUUUGUCACCCAUUCCAGGAAGGAAGAGGCGGUGACGGUGUACCCAGCAGAUGUGGUGCUGUUCGAGGGCAUCCUGAUGUUCUACUCCCAGGAGAUCCGGGACCUGUUCCAGAUGAAGCUGUUUGUGGACACAGACGCAGACACACGGCUCUCACGCAGGGUGCUCCGAGACAUCAGCGAGCGAGGAAGGGACCUGGAGCAGGUGCUAACGCAAUACAUAACCUUUGUUAAGCCAGCCUUUGAAGAGUUCUGUCUGCCAACCAAGAAGUGUGCUGACGUGAUCAUUCCCAGAGGAGCAGAUAAUCUUGUUGCUAUAAACCUUAUAGUUCAGCACAUCCAGGACAUUCUGAACGGUGGUCUGACCAAACGCCUGAACGGCAGCCUUAACGGUUACGGAACUCCCCGGAAACGGCAGGUGUCAGAGUCCAGCAGUCGGCCCCACUAACCGCACCGGCCCUCUCUGAACACCAGGGAGCUAGGGAUCGAUGGAGGAGGGCUCCUCUGUACAUACCUACCACCUGUCUGCUACACUGUAUUAAACAAACAAAAAAACUUUCUCUAGCAAGAAUAUGCAAGGCCUUCAUUUGCUGAUUUUUUUUUUGACUGGAUGAUGAAAUGUUUUGUAAGGGAGGAAGGAACUGUUUCAGUUCAAAGGUGAAGCAGUUAUUUUAUUUAUGUAUUUUUAUUCGAUAUUCUGGCCCCGUUUUGAGCUUGCAGAUGUUAAUAAAUGAGGAUGAAGUUGGGUUGAGCUUGAGCCCUGGCUCUGCGUUCAGUGGUCAGUGCAUUUUGAUUGGUCAUGUUGUCUGUCUUUCUGUACUGUUGGUUUGGAAUGGAAGGAAGGACGUGUGACACAUUUGAUUUGUUACUGAGGGAACUCCGAGACAAACACACACUACACGAUCUUGGAAACUAUCCAAGAACUGAGACGCAAAACUGGAUGCAAUUCGCCUCUGUAGAUUCCAAAUGAGCAAUUAUUUGAUUAACUGACGUACAUGUACCUUAGAGCACUAAUCAUGUCUGACAUGGUAUAGGAUACCACUUCUCACAUUCCUAUACUCUGCUACCACCCUUUAUCCUUUGCCUCAGUGUUACAAGCCUACUCUUGAGCUAGUGACAGGGAAAAUUCUCAGGCCCUACACAGAUUAUCUGCCUUUGCUCACCGAUUCAAUGGGUCAAAGCAACUUAAUGUUUUCUACAUCUGGGGAAAAAAACGGAACUACUUGACUUCACAAAUCAAAGCAGUGUUCUUAGUUUGUGCAUAGUGUAGUAUUAUUUACCCUCUUGAUGUUGCUCUUUUUCAAUCAUUUUUCAGUGUUCACGGUAUUUGCUUGUUACCAUGCAUUUUGGAACAAACAUCCUAAAUUUGAGAAUGUAACUGAGAUUGAUUUGUCUUUUUCAAUCUUUACCUCGACCGGUUUUGUGUAUGGUGGCUGACAACCCCACCAAAUAAAUAAACUGCCUGAAACCCUUACAUGGUAGUUUGUAAUGCCCACAUGUCAAUUGAAUUCUUUCGGGGUUCCAACUUGUAACUUUUUAGUUUUUUGAAGCUCAUGCUCUUGAAGGAUGAGAUCACUAGAACUGCCACUGUGAACAUCAGUGAAGUACAUAUUCUUUACAUAAUGUUCUUUCAUUGCAAGGGUUAAUUUGAUAGCGGUGUUUUAAGCCUACAAAUAUUGUAGGUUGUCUUGAACUGCAGGAUCAUUUGAGGUAAAUUUGCUCGAAAAAAGAUGGAGAUUGUCCACGUUAGUAACAAUUGAUUCAACAAGCAUUAUAAUUAAUUAACAGUGUAUUUCAUCAAUGUACAACUGUGCUUUGUUUUUUUCCUAUUAUUUUGUACAAUUUUGCAUCACCAAAACAUUUUCCUUUAGGUGGAGGCUCUCGGGUCAUUAAUAUACUUUAAUUCCACGUCAAAUUGCCCACCAUAUAUUGUUUAAUUUAUCAGUGAUGUAUUCAAAUCAAUCAAAAUAUACUGCAAUAUUCCCAGACUGAUAUAAAACGUGAGAUUAUGGUCUUGUUAACAUUCACUGACUGAAUUGUGCUAGUAGUGUUAUACUAAAGAUUGUACUGUAUUGAAAGGGGUAGUCUACGAUUACAAUAGAUUGUUUUGCUUUCAGAAAUAUAGAUAUUUUAAAAAAAGUCCUGACUGCUGUGAUGUUUCCUACCUCAAAAUAUUUGAUACCUGUAUGCAAAGUGUAUACCGUGUUUUUUUUUUUCACAUGUCCAGGGCCAGUGAUGGGCAUGUCGCAAUGUUGUUGUCCAUCAGUGCAUCAUCAAUACUUUUAUUAUUAGCUUCAAAUUGAUUGAUCAUUGAAAUGAGAAAUGGUUUCUAAAGUACUGAGUUCACUCCAUGAUUUAGCUAUCUAAUUUGUGAGAUGUAGAACUAGAGAAAGUGAACUUAUUGAUUCACACAGCACAGGAACUUGAGAUUUUGCCUUUGAAGAAAAAGAGAAGACUAUGAAUAUAACCUUAAACACUAGUAAUACGAUGCCUCACUUAAGUGUGGAGGAAAUGGCCUAACUUUAAUUUGAUGUACAUUACAUUACCUUUCAUUUCAAAGGCCUUCAAAAAGUCAGUCAAGUAGUAUCUAUCAUAGGCAGCCAUCUUGCAGACGUUCAGUAACAAAUUAAUUUCCUUGCUCAAAUAUAUUAUGGUCCGAAAGGCUGUGGAUGUAGAUUGUAUUUAUGUCAAUCAUUCAAAUGUUGGUUUGUGUAUUAUUGCAUACAUUUAGCUUCAAUGCUGGUGAUGAAAUCUGCUGUAAAUGUCUGCUCAUUUAACUCAAUGACAUGAUACCAUAUGUGCUACUUGCUUGCAAGAGCUAGUUAGCUAUUGUACUGUAUUUGUUCCAUGAUCAGGGUGUAACAGUGAAUCAAUGAGACAGUAAUGUCACCUGCCCCAGUGUGAACACUAACUGUAUGUAUGUUAGAAUCAAACACAUUGAAAAUAGUAAUGUGCUAUACAGCAGUGGUGGAAAAAGUACCCCAUCCCUUCUGCCUCUGAUCUGGUGCACACUACUGACACUCAGACAUAAUUUACAAAAGAUGCAUUCGUGUUUAGUGAGUCCCCCAGAUCAGAGGCAGAUCUUGAUAACUGUGUGAAUUGGACAAUUUUUCUGUCCUGCUAAGCAUUUAAAAUGUAAUGAGUACUUCUGGGUGUUAGGUAUGGUAUGGAGUAAAAGGUACAUUAUUUUCUUGAGGAAUGUAGUGAAGUAAAAGUUGUCAAAAAUAUAAAUAGUAAAGUACAGAUACCUCAAAAAACGACUUAAGUAAAUCUUUAAAGUAUUUUUACUUAAGUACUUUACACCACUGCUAUACAGUAUGUGAAGAAUGAGGCCUUUGACACAUAGCUCAGGCAUUGUUGUACAUGGCUCUAGCAUGGAAGAGACCUGUGAUGAGAGGAAUAAAUAGUAUGACUAUAACCAAAACUGUUACCAGACCAACAAGUAAAACAGAAAAACAGGUUACCUAUCAAGUUGGGAUGACCAUGACUUAACUGGUUUACCUGAAAGUUGGAAUUAUUCAACAGUAAAAAGUAGAGAUAGAUUUUCUGAUUGACACACCUGGAUAUGACUACAUGAAUACAAGAGCAUUCAUAACUGUAUUAUAAUGUAUUAACAAACAGGUUGUGUAUCAAGAAACCUGCAAUCAAAUAAUGAAAUAAAGUUUUUGUACUAUG
Molecule: messenger RNA, 4685 nt
Organism: Salvelinus fontinalis (brook trout)
Lineage: Eukaryota; Metazoa; Chordata; Actinopteri; Salmoniformes; Salmonidae
Product: uridine-cytidine kinase 2-A
Exons: 7
Coding region: 262-1458 (398 amino acids)
Cellular component (GO): cytosol; cytoplasm
Molecular function (GO): ATP binding; kinase activity
Source: RefSeq, a predicted model, not a curated record